CCGCCGCGUUGGUUGUGCAACGCAUAAAAACGUUCAUGUUGACGCCAAUUUUAAGCCGUGCAUAACGGUACAAAAGAAUACGUACUCUAUGUGCGACUGUGUGUGAGUGCGUGUGUGUGUGUAUGUGUGUGGGCGCCGAAGCUAAGAGCGCUCGGUGUCGUGCAACGAAGUCGUGAUCGCAGCCGCGUUUCCGUUUUACGCAUUCAGUUGCCGUCGAGUCCUCGUAUUGAACAAAAGUGCAAGGAUUCCGCUGUCGAGUGAUGUUCAAGUGAAUUAAUUGAAUAAUGUGCUGAAUAAUAUGAAUCACUGAUGGUAUUCAAAAGUGAACACUUCUCGGGCAAUGACACACGCUGAACAACUGCAACGGCUACGUGCUUCACACUGCAUAAUUAUAUUUUGGGCAACAAUUCGAAAUAAUAUUAAUAAUUAAAGCAAUAUAUCAAGAAUCGAGUGUGUCUGUGAAACUGGCACAAGCAAACAAUUCAUGCUAUAGAUAAACCAAUCAUGAAAUAUGUUAAAGCUAACAUAAAUAAUGCGUGACAACAAUUUAAUAGCAACAACAAUUGGAGCGUAAGAGACAACAAAAAUAUAAUAUACAAACUUUAAACAAACUGUCAAGCCGGUUGCCGCCUCUUAAGUGCAUCAACUGCAGCAGCAGCAGCAGCAGCAGCAACAACAACUAAAAACAACUAAAACUUGACCGAAUUUUCAAUCAAUUUGGCGUCUCUAAUCUCGCCCAGAGUCGCCGUCGCCUUCACGAUCGCAAUGAUUUAUUCAGCAUAUUUCUGAAAAACUGACAAUCUGACAACAGAGAAAAAAAAAAAGAAGAAAAAUAAAACAGCUUAUACCGACACGUUCAAGCCCAAGCUUUUAGGCAGUCGUGUAAACAGUCGUGCAAACAUUUUGCUGAUGAAUGUGCCGCUGGCUUAGUGAGUGCCAAGGAUGCCAAUGAAAGUGUAGCUCAAAGUGAUUCGUGCCACAUAUUGUUGCAUGUAAACACAAACAACAGACAGUAGUGGCAACUCAAAGACCCUGUUUGCAUAGGACACCAAGGCACAAAGGCUAAACAGUUCUAUGUUCUGAAUGGAGACGACGCGUGGACGCCAACGGGCCACGGCAAGCAGACGGAGCUAUCGGGGCAUUCGCAUUGGCCAGUGUUUGCUAACAUCAGCCAAAACAACAACAUGGCCAUAAUAAGGCAACAGCAACGAACUAAAUGUAAUUCAUGGUUACAAAUACCCAACAACCUGCUGCUACUGGUGGUGAACACAAAUAUACACCCAUCACAAAAGUACCGCCAUGAAUGAGACAGAGUGUGAGGAUCUCAUUAAAUCUGUGAAAUGGACGGAACCGGCGAACCUGAUCUCUCUGGCCAUACUCGAGUUUAUCAACGUACUGGUCAUUGGCGGCAAUUGUCUUGUAAUUGCCGCCGUCUUCUGUUCAAACAAAUUACGUAGUGUUACCAAUUUUUUCAUCGUUAACUUGGCCGUUGCCGAUUUACUAGUGGGCCUGGCGGUGCUACCAUUCUCGGCCACCUGGGAGGUGUUCAAGGUUUGGAUAUUUGGCGACGUCUGGUGUCGCAUUUGGCUAGCGGUGGAUGUCUGGAUGUGCACGGCAUCGAUACUGAAUCUAUGUGCCAUAUCUUUGGAUCGUUACGUGGCAGUCACGCGCCCCGUCACCUAUCCAAGCAUAAUGUCAACGAAGAAGGCCAAGUCCUUAAUCGCCGGCAUUUGGGUACUCUCAUUUGUUAUAUGCUUUCCGCCUUUAGUUGGCUGGAAAGAUCAAGAGGCCAUGGUACAACCGACCUACACACGGGGAAACUAUACGCUUUACUAUGCCACCACAAUGUCAAGUACACAGGAUGAGCAACUAGAUGUAGGUAGAAUUAAGCAAAAGCAGGAGGAGGCUGCUGCCUCGCCGAUUAUUGAAAAUGGCAAUGCUUACAAUCCAUACGAUCCCAACUUUGCGCCAAUCGAUGGCUCCGCUGAGAUACAUAUUGCAGCCAUGACGACGACGACAACAACAACAACAACAACAGCAAGGACAACCACAAUAGCAAAAAGCACAAUUUCGCCUAGCACAGAAAUGGAUUAUGAUCUGUUGAAUGCUCCAGUGGUGAACAUGCCACAGCCGGCAACAAGUUGCCCCUGGAAGUGUGAGCUAACGAAUGAUCGGGGCUAUGUGCUCUACUCGGCACUGGGCUCCUUCUAUAUACCCAUGUUUGUAAUGCUCUUCUUCUACUGGCGCAUCUAUCGAGCCGCCGUGCGCACCACGCGUGCCAUUAAUCAGGGCUUCAAGACCACAAAGGGCAGCCCGCGAGAAUCGGGUGGCAACAAUCGCGUGGAUGAUUCCCAGCUAAUUUUGCGCAUCCAUCGCGGACGACCUUGCGGCACACCACAACGUACGCCACUCUCGGUGCACUCCAUGUCCUCGACGCUGAGUGUGAACAGCAAUGGAGCACCUGGAGCUCCCCCGGGCAUGGCAAGUGAGGAUCAGCAGUCAGUGCCGGCUUCCCAGCUGGGCACGUCCAAGCGAGCCACUUCGAUGCGCGUGAAUCGUCAGCGGCACGAGAAGGUGGCCAUCAAGGUGUCUUUUCCCUCCUCGGAGAAUGUGUUGGAAUCACCACGUUUAGGUACCACGCAGCAACAGCCACCCGCGCCCCACUAUGCAGUGAUCAGCAGCAGCACCAAAGGCGGCGCCAGCAAUCUUUCCAACGGACGACGCACCUCAUUCAAGAGCAGCCUCUUCGAUAUUGGCGAAACCACGUUCAAUUUGGACACAGCCAGUAGAGCAGCAGCUGAUCUGGAGAGUGGCAUUUCGACCGGCUCGACGUCGGCCAAGAAGCGCUCCGGCAAACGCAGUGUAAAGUUUCAAGUGAAGCGCUUUCGCAUGGAGACAAAGGCAGCCAAGACGUUGGCCAUUAUUGUAGGCGGCUUCAUAGUUUGCUGGUUGCCCUUCUUUACGAUGUAUCUGAUACGCGCCUUUUGCGAGGACUGUAUACAGCCGACCGUAUUCUCGGUAUUGUUCUGGCUGGGCUACUGUAACUCGGCCAUCAAUCCGGUGAUCUAUGCGCUCUUCUCGCACGAGUUUCGCAUUGCCUUCAAGCGCAUCGUCUGUCGAUGCGUCUGCACUCGCAGCGGCUUCCGAGCCUCUGAGAAUUUCCAGAUGAUUGCUGCACGGGCGCUAAUGGCACCAGCCACAUUCCACAAAACCAUUUCGGGCUGCUCUGAUGAUGGCGACGGUGUCGAUUUUAGCUGACUAAUCGGUAACUACGAGACGAGUCCGCUGCAGCGCACUGCCUCGCUGCCGCAGGAAGCCAGCACUAGGGAUGGCGAUGUGGAUACCACGGGCAGCACCAGGCGUAUACGGCGCGGUGGCUUCUGCAAGGGUCGUGAGCUAUAAGCAGACCAAAGCAGUAGCAGCAACAACAACUACUUACAAAUACUUGACAUAAGGCAAUGCAUUUCGCUUUUGUACUUUUGUAAACGCCGCCAGCCCAAUUGACAUUGACAGUAUUCGCAUUGAACAACGUUGUAACUUUAUGGCAAUAAUUUUCACGUAUUUAACUAGGCAUAAGGCAUACAUAUACUUACACUUAUACCUGUAGUCUUAAGCUUAAUUAAUGUGACAUAACGAUAACCAACACACUUUCAGUUAAGUACGUAGAGUUAACUAUAUUAAGCAGGCCCCAUUUGUUCAAUUUUGCCGUUGGCAAAGUGAAUCAGUUCAGUUACAUGAGUUACAUGCUACUUAGUAUUUAAUGCAUAUAUGUGUGUAUGUGUUUAUCGGCCAAUAAUUUGGUUAGGUCAACAGCAUUUUCAAUAAAAAUGAAAGCAUACAAAGAGCAAAAAACGAGCGCCGACAAAAUUAAAGGUAAUUUAUAAUAAGAGCAAUUGGAAGACACAGCAGCUCCGCAGGCACACUAAAACAAACACACAAAGGUAACAACAAACCUAACACUGGUCAACAUAAACAUAAACAUCCACAAACACCUUCUGUUUAAGCCAAAAUAAUUGGAUUCAGUUCAAGCGGCAUAAGAAAAGUAUUCACAACAUAUGUAAGCGACAACAGACGAAUUGAUUCUGAGAAGCCUAACCUAAAGAUAUGGUCGAGACAAUAUUAGAGAAUAUUCAUUUUACUUGAACAGGCCUGUUAGUCCGAUGCUCAGAUUUUAAGACUUUAAGGAUUAAUAACUAAAGGGAGUUCAGCUAUGAAGAUUGCUUAAAGCUGAACUGUGCCUUAAGCUCUUAUCAGAGAUACAACUUAUAAGUCUGAAUGUACUAAGUAUGUUUAAUUGAAUGUCCUAAACAGUCUACUUCUACAACGACACAACAUCAACUUUGCAAUAUUGAGGUAGCUUUCUGGGAAUUUUCAUUAGUGUCCGUGUUGCUGUACGUUUCCAGACCUCACCGCAGCUACAGUAAUGUAGGCUAUGCAAUUAAUUCGCAUUGCGAUUGUAUUGAGGUAUUUGAACAUCAAACAGUCGAGGUGCUUGUAUCCAAUAUCCAUUAAAAUGUCCGGAUAGGUCAAGCCCAGUGCAAACGUGUAACAGUAGGACGGAGCAGCGGCUUGAGGCGUAUCAAGCAACCAUAAAUAAUUGAACAGCGUAACAAUCAGCAUGACAUGGCAUUAUUGUGCCGAUUAUUCAUUACAUUCACGCGGCAUGUAAUGAAAAUUUAUACAGCUGUUAAACGUGCGUAUGAGUAAUAAAUGCAAAACGGGCAACAGCUAGGCCCACGCAACAUGAAUGUUGUACAAGUGUCUGUAUGUAUGUGUGUGUGUGUGUGUGUGUGUGUGUGUGUGAAAUUAUGCAAAUGUAUGUGUGUUAAUGAAAUAAAGUUCGCUUUGAAGGCAGCUUAAGACGUACAGCAGGACAGUUUUGUUGCCAAAGAAGGCGGCGAGACAGGGGCCAGCAUUGAGUGCUUGUCGCGUUUAUGCUAAGACAUUUGCAUAAUUACGCGUUUAAUUUAGUAAAGUGCAGCCUGGCAGAGCGCCAAGACAUGACACGGUUACGCCAAACAGUUUAGGCAAUGGCAAUGGCAACGCAUUGAAAUGCGUGCGUGGUGUGCAGGGGGUGUAUGAGCAAUAUUCAAUAAGACAGGAAACAUUAUGUGUAUUGUGUGCAGCACCGAACUAAUGUUAAUUCAAUUUCUCCCAU
Molecule: messenger RNA, 5158 nt
Organism: Drosophila virilis
Lineage: Eukaryota; Metazoa; Arthropoda; Insecta; Diptera; Drosophilidae
Gene: Oamb
Product: Octopamine receptor in mushroom bodies
Biological process (GO): phospholipase C-activating G protein-coupled receptor signaling pathway; positive regulation of cytosolic calcium ion concentration; adenylate cyclase-activating adrenergic receptor signaling pathway
Cellular component (GO): plasma membrane
Molecular function (GO): alpha1-adrenergic receptor activity
Source: RefSeq, a predicted model, not a curated record